Molecule: messenger RNA, 399 nt
Organism: Trichoderma aggressivum f. europaeum
Lineage: Eukaryota; Fungi; Ascomycota; Sordariomycetes; Hypocreales; Hypocreaceae
Exons: 1
Coding region: 1-399 (132 amino acids)
Source: RefSeq, a predicted model, not a curated record
AUGACAGCGAUUGACAAGCCGACUGCUGACAUGGACCUUUACUCGAGGCAUCUCCAGUCGUUCCUCCGCGAGUUCCCCCUGGUCUGCACUGGCGCCGAGUGGUCGCCUCUCGAGUGGCUCUGGAGCGUCGACUGGCUGCUUGGCCGUUGUUUCGAACAGCCCGCAUUCACUCGCUGGCAGUGCAGAAUGCAAAUGGAGUGGCCCUUGAAACCUGCUCGUGCUCGACAUGGUGAAGAAGCCGCCCAGGCAUCGACAUCUGGAAUGACGCCGCUUCUGAGACGCGCCAGAGCGGAUUCAACACGCCAGACUCGUCUGAUGCGCGCCUAUCUCUAUCUAUGCAUUUACAUCGUAGUUGUUCGUAUCCUGGGGCCGUCUCUCGUCUCUCAUAACCCGCCGUGA